AUCUUGUGUCACCAUCUAUGAUGUACUCAUCACUUUGUCUGUAUAAAAGCGAGUACUGCACAAUCACUGAGUAUCACGAAGCAUCGUUGCCGCUGUACGACACAAACAUGCAAAUCUUCGCCCUCUCCGCGAUACUGCUCCUUCUCGGUGCCAGCUCAGUUGAAGCCGCCAGAAUAGAGAAACGUGUGACAUGCGACAUUCUGGCUCAACUGAACAUAGGGGGUAAUUCCAUUGGCAGCGCCGCCUGUGCUGCUCAUUGUUUGUUGAAAGGCUACAGUGGAGGCUACUGUAACAGCCGGAAUGUCUGUGUCUGUCGUUAGACACAAACAUGCACAUGUACGUUAAAACGUAAUAAAACAUGUGGUUACAUUAA
Haliotis rubra (blacklip abalone) is the source of this 373-nucleotide messenger RNA. Its product is annotated as tenecin-1-like. Lineage: Eukaryota; Metazoa; Mollusca; Gastropoda; Lepetellida; Haliotidae. The record is from RefSeq and is a predicted model, not a curated record. The coding region runs from base 18 to 320 and encodes 100 amino acids. The transcript is spliced from 3 exons. Gene Ontology annotation, biological process: defense response to bacterium; humoral immune response.